Messenger RNA from Vittaforma corneae ATCC 50505, 939 nucleotides. RefSeq lists its product as uncharacterized. Gene Ontology annotation, cellular component: nucleus; transcription preinitiation complex. Gene Ontology annotation, biological process: transcription preinitiation complex assembly; transcription initiation at RNA polymerase II promoter. The transcript has a single exon. Gene Ontology annotation, molecular function: RNA polymerase II general transcription initiation factor activity; TBP-class protein binding. The coding region runs from base 1 to 939 and encodes 312 amino acids. Lineage: Eukaryota; Fungi; Microsporidia; Nosematidae. The record is from RefSeq and is a predicted model, not a curated record.
AUGCCCCAGCAUCUAAAGUAUAGACAACAGAUAGAUAUUUGCACAGACUGUGGGGAAACACAAAAUAUAAUAGAAGAUCACAGAAGUGGAUAUAAUGUUUGUGGAAACUGUGGCGUGGUUCUGGGAAAUCGUAUAAUUGAUGAAACCAGCGAGUGGAGAAACUUCGAAGACAGCCACAAAUCCGAUCCGUCGAGAGUUGGAAGUGCAUCUAAUCCGUUUUUAGAUUCAGAACAACUCGACACAAUGAUUUCUGCAGGAAAAGGAAUGAAUUCGCACACACUUUCCAAAAUUCAAAUGAAGAACUACAUGAGGGGACCAAAGCGUGCUCUGAAAAAUGGAUUGAACUUGAUACAAGCAUUUUGUGAGAGAUCCAACAUCUGCAAGACCAUUUGCGACAGGGCCCAGCACAUUUUUAAGAUGGUAGAAUCACAGAAGCUUCUGAAAGGCAAGAAUUUAGAGGGCUCUGUUGGAGCCUGUCUCUACAUUGCUUGUAAACUGGAGAAUGCGCCACGCACAUUUAAAGAAAUUAGUGUAAUAACAGGCGUACAAAAGAGAGAAAUAGGUCGAUGCUACAAGCUAAUAGCCAAAGAUGUAGACACAAACAACUAUGCACCAACGGGUGACAUUGUUUCAAGAUUCUGUGCAGAUUUGAAUCUGAGUCUUAAAAUUCAAAGAGUGGCAUCAACAAUUUCCCAGAAGACAUAUGAAAUUGGUGCACUUACGGGAAAAAGCCCCGAUUCAAUAGCUGCAGCGAUUAUCUAUUUGGUUUUAAACAUCUUUCCAGAGCAUAAAGAUUUACAAAAGGACAUUCAUUUAGUUGCUGGUGUGACUGAAAUAACAAUCAAAAACACAUAUAAAGAUCUUCUUGCUUUUAAAGACGAGAUCAUACCUGAGGAUAUUCUUGAUAAAAGGACGAUUGAUAAGUUAUCAAAAGGGUAG